Saccoglossus kowalevskii is the source of this 974-nucleotide messenger RNA. RefSeq names its product tetratricopeptide repeat protein 27-like. The record is from RefSeq and is a predicted model, not a curated record. Gene Ontology annotation, molecular function: protein binding. NCBI's taxonomy places the organism in Eukaryota, Metazoa, Hemichordata, Enteropneusta, Harrimaniidae.
GUGUGGUUCAGGAUGGGUUAUGCUGCCAUGCAAGCUGAAAGAUACGACAUAGUUGUCAAGGCCUAUUAUAGAUGUGUAAUCCUUGAUAAUGAAAACUUUGAAGCCUGGAAUAAUUUGUCAACUGCUUAUAUUAAAACUGACCAAAAGAUGAAGGCUUACAGAACACUUCAAGAAGCACUCAGGUGUAAUUAUGAAAGCUGGAAAGUAUGGGAGAACUUUUUAUGGACAUGCACCGAUGUUGGUCAGUUUGAAGACACCAUUCGUGCGUAUCAUCGUUUGUUAGAUCUAAAGUCCCAUUAUGUCGAUGCUGAAGUACUACAAAUAUUGGCUGAUGCGGUUGUCAAGGGAACAACAGAUACAGAAGGACGGUCAGCUUCAAGGUUGAAAAGAAAGGCACUGGAAUUAUUUGGGAAACAGACUUCACAGGUGACAAAUAAUUCUGAUGUUUGGAUGGCUUACGCUACAUUGCUUGGAAGGUGCCAAUCAGAUAACGAAACUGAUAACGACAAGGCACUUCAGUGUUUACAGAAAGCCCAUAGAGUGAGAACACAGGCUGGACACUGGUUUAAUGAGUUCAAGUCUUGUAAAGAAACCUUACAAGAAUCAAUUCAACUUGCACAAGCCUAUAUCAGCUGCAGUUCAAAGAAAACCAAUUCAGGGGAAUCAGUACAGUUACUAUCAUCGGCAAAAUUAAUGUUGAAGCCAGUCUUGAGCAAGGUGAAGCAAACACACGAGGAUGUGGUUAGCGGAGACAUUCAUCCAGACCUCGCUGAAACCUACAAGGCAGCAGAGCAACAACUUCAAGCCAUAGUAGAGCUAAUACAACAACAAAAGUAAACCAGCCUGCAACAAAGACAAUUGGAUUAAAAUUAUUUUAAUUCUGUGGACUGAUAUGUAUAUUUACAAUUAUUGUUCUCUUGUCCAAUCAUGUUGUACGAUACAUACAAUAUAGUAAAUAUCUACUGGAAAUUAAA